UCAUUUCCCCGUAUUAAAAACAUGAAGGCAUGUUUAGUGAGUUGUGCAGUGCACGGGUACAUGCGCUAGUAUUUUUAAUAUUUUGCAAUCCAGAAGCUUUUUUCACCUGAAUAGCAUCGCAACACACACAAUCUGGGAAUGUUUACUUCGAAUUUUGGGGUUGCAGCAGCUUUGUGUGGUCACAAACCCGUAUUUCCGAAACUUAAAAGUUCAUAUUUUACAAAUGAAAGUUGUGAUGAUCACCUGCUUGGUGGCUUCAAUUUGGUGGGGAUUCCAAGUGCCAAACAAAGAAAAAGAUGCGUUUCUUCUCAGUUAAAAUUGGUGGGUAGGGGAGAUAUUAAAGCAGUAGAGGGUGAUAGCAGGUACGAUGCGAUCGUGAUAGGAUCAGGGAUUGGUGGUUUGGUGGCUGGGACUCAAUUGGCCGUGAAAGGAGCCACGGUUUUGGUACUGGAGAAGUAUGUGAUUCCUGGUGGGAGCGCUGGGUUUUACCACAGAGAUGGUUACACUUUUGAUGUUGGAUCUUCUGUCAUGUUUGGAUUCAGUGAUAAGGGAAAUCUGAAUUUGAUAACUCAGGCAUUGGGAGCUGUAGGAUGUAAAGUACAGGUGAUACCUGACCCUACAACUGUUCAUUUCCACUUACCGAAUGAACUUUCUGUCCGAAUACACAGAGAAUACACUGACUUCAUUGCAGAACUUGUUAACAAAUUUCCACAUGAGAGGGAAGGAAUUCUGAAGUUCUAUGGUGAAUGUUGGAAGGUCUUCAACGCCUUGAAUUCCUUGGAAUUGAAAUCAUUGGAGGAACCUCUUUACCUUCUUGGACAGUUUUUUAAGAAGCCCCUAGAAUGCUUGACACUGGCUUUCUAUUUGCCCCAGAAUGCUGGUGACAUUGCUCGGAAGUUCAUUAAAGACGCUCAGUUGCUCUCCUUUAUUGACGCAGAGUGCUUCAUUGUCAGCACUGUUAAAGCCUUACAAACACCAAUGAUCAAUGCAAGCAUGGUCCUAUGUGACAGACAUUUUGGCGGAAUCAACUAUCCUGUUGGUGGCGUGGGAGAGAUUGCCAAGUCCCUAGCACAAGGCUUGGUCAGCCAGGGUAGUCAAAUACUAUACCGGGCAAAUGUAACCAAUAUUAUUGUUGAAAAUGGCAAAGCUGUGGGAGUGAAGCUGUCCGAUGGGAGGAAGUUUUAUGCUAAAACCAUAAUAUCAAAUGCUACCAGAUGGGAUACUUUUGGGAAGCUUUUGAAGGCAGAUAAUCUGCCCAAGGAAGAAGAGAAGUUCCAGAAGACAUAUGUUAAGGCGCCAUCUUUUCUUUCUAUUCACGUGGGGGUUAAGGCAGAGGUUCUACCAGCCAACACAGAUUGCCACCAUUUUAUCCUCGAGGAUGAUUGGGAAAAUUUAGUAAAGCCUUAUGGAAGUAUAUUUUUAAGUAUUCCAACUGUUCUUGAUCCGUCAUUGGCACCAGAAGGAUGCCACAUUCUUCACAUAUUUACAACAUCAAGCAUAGAUGAUUGGGAGGGGCUCUCUCAAAACAGUUAUAAUGCAAAGAAGGAACUUGUGGCUGAUAGAAUCAUAAACAGGCUUGAAAAGACGCUACUUCCAGGACUCAAAUCAUAUAUUGUUUUUAUGGAGGUGGGUACACCAAAGACACAUCGACGAUACCUUGCUCGUGAUAGUGGAACAUAUGGACCAAUGCCACAUGGGAUUCCAAAGGGUUUAUUAGGAAUGCCAUUUAACACAACUGCUGUACAUGGACUCUAUUGUGUUGGGGAUAGUUGUUUCCCAGGUCAAGGUGUCAUAGCUGUGGCCUUUUCUGGAGUAAUGUGUGCUCAUCGUGUUGCUGCUGACUUAGGAAUUGAGAGGAAAUCCCCUGUGCUGGACACUGCUCUUCUUCGGCUACUUGGUUGGCUAAGAACAUUUGCUUGACACGUGUAUGAGUAAAAGUACAUAUCAUUUAUAUCUGGAAAUCUGCAACAAAUUUACAACAGAAGGUUGUUAUUAUAUAUAUUGACCUUCAAGGAAAGUAAUUGUUGAAAUACUCGCAUAAAGAAUAAACCUCCAUCUACCCUUAUAUAUAUACCAUGUAUCCAUGAAGAAUGUAAACAUCAGGUUAUUAUGCAAUAUUAAUAAAAUUGUUGUUAUUCAACACUAGUGAUGCCAUCAAGUCAAAUUUGCAACCUCG
Messenger RNA from Cuscuta europaea, 2176 nucleotides. Lineage: Eukaryota; Viridiplantae; Streptophyta; Magnoliopsida; Solanales; Convolvulaceae. The record is from the annotation of a GenBank genome assembly.